This is a messenger RNA of Oryza sativa Japonica Group (Japanese rice), 1738 nucleotides long. RefSeq lists its product as uncharacterized. The record is from RefSeq and is a predicted model, not a curated record. Lineage: Eukaryota; Viridiplantae; Streptophyta; Magnoliopsida; Poales; Poaceae.
UCGCUCGGCCGCACCCGCACGCCUCUCGCCAAGUCCUCUCGGCCGAUUCGUCUUCUUCAGUACGCGCCGGCCGCCGGCUCUCUCUCCUCGGUAAGGCAUCUCACCUGCAAAUCCCCUGAUUCGUACUCACAGCGAGCGAUUCCCCUUGGUGCCAUAAUUUCCAAUCUAGUGUGUUAAAGGUCGCCAUGUGCGCCGCCCGGUCGUUCCCCAACUGGGUGAUGCUAGAGCGCUUCAUCUUCCGCGUGGACGACGACAAGGAGUUCCCCGACGACGUCAUCAGGGCGUCAGGCCUCACCUCUCAGGAGAAUCCCUUCCACGUCGCCUUCCGCCUCUCCAAUCCCCCAGGCAUCUCUCGCAUCUACGUGCAGUUGCCAGGCUUUCCAAAUUCAAGGAAUGUCUUGCCGUUCUCCGUCGUGGCGACCCACCGUCACCUCGUCCUGUUUUCCCUCAUCUCCACCGUCAAAGAUCAAAUUGACGUGCAGGACUUAGUCAUCUAUGACGCCUCUGCCACCUUGCAGACGCUCCCUCCUUGUACCGAGCUGGACAAUGUCCUCCUGAGAAUGAUCGCCGCAUGGUGAUGCUCCGAUCCACGGGCCUCUUGUACCUAGGCAACCAAGAUCAGUUCGAGGUGGUAGAGCUGAAUCUUUACCUAUCCAGGCCCCAGGUGGUCCUAGCUCAACUCUGUUUGCUGCGGUCGCACAUAUCAAAGGUAGCGAGCAGCGGUUGGCGCACCAUCCGUCUGCCGAUCCACGUCCAUGGCAACCCCGAUGAUGUGCAUCAGCUCUACUCCUGGAAGACCGACACUGUGAUCCCCUUCGACAACCAGCUGUGCUGGAUUGACUACAUGCGAGGCAUCCUCUUUUAUGACCCUGCCGCGAUUGUCGUCUCUUUCCUUCCGUUCCCUGUGGAUCAUGAGACUCCUCGUCGCAACAAGGAAUGCUUCUGGUUGUACCGUGGUGUGUCUGUCCUUGAUGCCAGCGGUGUGCUCAAAUUCAUCGACGUCGCCCGCGAUGAUGGACUUGGCUUUGAGUCUCUCAGGCGUGAUGCUGGUUUUACUGUCACCUGCUACAGCCUCGUGUUGGGAGAACAUAAGAAGAAGAAGAAGAAACACAGGAGAACCAUGGAGUGGAGGGAGGACUACAAGAUCACCUCCAAUGAGCUCUGGUCUAUCAACAGCCUUGACUGCCUCCCACGCACCUUACUCAUGUUCCCUCAAGUGGACAUUGACAGGCCACAUAUAGUGCACUUCCUUGCCCCUGAAUUACGGUAUGUCAUCAAGAAGAUGUGGGUCGUCGCCAUUGACAUGAACACCAAGAUCGUGGAGUCAUCUUCUCUGUAUAUCAAUGGGAAGGAGGACCUUCAAACUGAGGACGCUGGCCUGACCCGUGCAAAGUCGCGCUUUCCGCAGUCCUUCCUCCCAUCUGACUUCUCCAAGUUCAUCACUUUCUCAAGGACGAGGAACAAUAUGGAAUGAAUCACAUCUGUCAACUUCAUCGAUCCUACUUAUAGUACAUCUUCCUGCCCAGCUACCAUUUUGCUUUCUUCUAAAUAUGCUAUGGUUCCUGGAGAGGAUUCUGUCGUUUCUCGACAUUGGUUGAAGGAGCUAUUUCAUGUUGUGGUCUACUUUUAUGCUGUGUGAACGGAUAAGCUGGUAGUUUGGGGUGUGUUCACCUAUUUAAUUAGUACAAUCUUUAACAGUGUCAUUUUGUCCAAGUUUGUACGUGAAAUCCCCUUUUAA